Molecule: messenger RNA, 1455 nt
Organism: Postia placenta MAD-698-R-SB12
Lineage: Eukaryota; Fungi; Basidiomycota; Agaricomycetes; Polyporales; Adustoporiaceae
Exons: 18
Coding region: 1-1455 (484 amino acids)
Biological process (GO): transmembrane transport
Molecular function (GO): transmembrane transporter activity
Source: RefSeq, a predicted model, not a curated record
AUGGAUGAAGAGAAGUCGUCGUCUCUUGCAGAGCCGCGAGAGAUCAUUAUCGUGGCUUUUGAUAGUGACGAUACUAUCAAUCCGAAGAACUGGUCUCGGAAGAGACGCUGGUACAUGACCCUCGUCGCGGCGUUCUUGGGAUUCAAUGCAUCUUUUGCCUCUUCAGCACCGUCGGGUAUCUCGUCGAAUUUGAUGAAGACCUUCAACAUGUCACAGGAACUAGCCACCCUCACAAUAUCGCUGUUCAUCUUCGGAUAUUGUGUCGGCCCCCUGUUUUGGGGACCAUUAUCUGAACAGUACGGACGGCGGCCUGUCUUUCUUGUAUCGUUUCCUGUAUACAUGUGCUUUCAAAUCGGCUGCGCGCUAUCGCACAACGUAGCUUCUAUCAUGGUAUUCCGCCUUCUUAGUGGCAUGUUCGCCGCAGCGCCCAUGUCAAACAGCGGUGCUUUAAUUUCGGACAUCUGGGAUGCAAAGACGCGAGGGAUUGCUCUGUCCCUGUUCGUCCUUGCGCCGUUCAUGAGCCCUGCUUGCGGGACUAUCGUUUCCGGCUACAUAUCAGAAGCGGGCAUAUCGUGGAGAUGGCUCUUCUGGAUUAUGGUCAUCCUAGGCGGCAUAUGUCUCCUGCUCAUCGUCUUUACACUGCCGGAGACGUACCCACCAGUUAUCCUCGCCAUGAAAGCACAACAUCUGCGCCACGAAACGGGAGACAACCGAUAUGUUGCUCCCCUCGAACAGGCACCAAAACUAUCCAUCGGUGCACGUUUCAAUCACACAGUCAGUCUACCAUUCAAGAUCCUAUUCCAUGAGCCCAUGCUAAUAGCGACGACGGUGUAUAUGAGUUUCCUGUACGGCUGCAUGUACCUGAUGUUUGAGGCGUUUCCCGUCGUGUACACUGUUGGGCACCACUUCAAAUCUGGUCCAUCCGGACUGGUAUGGAUUCCAGUGGUGAUAGGAACUAUUCUGGGAGUCGUAGGAUACCUCCUAGUAUUUCACCCUCGUUACGAGGCAGCUGUGGAUAGGUACAAGCCUGGUCCCGUCCCACCUGAGGUACGCCUAGAAUCAGCGAUAUGGGGCGCCCCAUUCCUAGCCAUCGGGUUCUUCUGGUUCGGAUGGACGUCUUUCCCAUCCAUCUCGUACUGGGCUCCUCUCAUGGCAGGGCCGCUGUUGGGCUUUUCAGUCAUCUGGAUCUUUCUAGCACUUUUUAAUUACAUUAUCGAUGUGUAUCUCUUUGUGGCAGCGUCCGCUCUCGCCGCCAAUACCGUAGUGCGCAGUAUCGCGGCCGCCGGAUUUCCGCUGUUCGCGUCUCAGAUGUAUGAACGGCUCAGCCCACCAUGGGCAUCGACAAUUUUGGGUUGCUGCGCUAUCAUCAUGAUGCCGAUACCGGUCAUUCUCCGGCGGUAUGGUCCGGCCUUAAGGCGGAAGUCGCGAUUCGUGCCCGCGAUGAACCGGGGCUGA